AUGCUGCGUUCCUCCAACAAGGUCGCCAGUACCCGAGGCAUGCAGCGGGCAUGCUUCGCCUCUCGCACCACCAUCUCUCAUGGCAGCAAACAACUCCAAGUGCCCUCAGGUGGACGCCUCUACUCGUCCACCACUUCCACCGGCUCUGCCAGGUGGCCCGUGGUGGCUGCCAUCACCGCGGUGGGCGUUGGCGGUGGCCUCUAUCUCCUCCAGGGACACGUGUUCGCUGCGGAGAGCCAACCCAAGCCCAAGCUCGUCAUCCUCGGCUCCGGCUGGGGCGCGCUGAGCGUGGUGCGAGAGCUGGACACGAGCAAGUACGACGUCACGAUCGUGUCUCCGCGCAACUAUUUCCUCUUCACCCCGCUUCUGCCCUCGGUCACCGUGGGUACGCUCGAACCCAAAGCCAUCAUCGAGCCCAUCCGAAAGUACUGCCGCCGCAGUCACGCUGAUGUUGACUACUUUGAAGCUGUGGCGACCGAUGUGGAUCCCACCAACAAAACGGUUUCUUGCCACGUGAGCACUCCCGGUCUCGAUGACUCGGCGCGCGAUUUCACCCUGCCGUACGACAAGCUGGUGGUCGCUGUUGGUGCUAUCAACAACACAUUCGGUGGUCCCACUGGCGUGGAGGCUGCGGCCGAGCUCAGGGACUUUGUGCAGAGCAACGUGCACAAGUGGUUCCCCAAGCUGGAGCCUCACGUGUCGAUCACCCUGGUCGAGCUGAUGGACCACAUCCUCAGCACUUACGAUGCCAAGAUUUCCACUUACACCACGUCUCACUUCAAGAAUACCAACAUUGACAUCCGAACGAAGUCGCGCGUGGUCGCGGUCAAGCCCGGUGAUGUGAUCAUUCAGAGGACCGACACCAAGGAGACCCAGCACAUCCCGUACGGUCUGUGCAUCUGGUCGACCGGUAUCGGCACCUCGCCGCUGAUCAACAAGAUCCGGGAGAAGCUGCCGCAGGACAUCCAGACCAACCGACGAGCCCUGCUGACCGACCAGUUCCUGCGAGUCAAGGGUGCUGAUGGUAUCUACGCUCUGGGCGACUGCGCCACGAUCGCCCAAGAGGCGAUGCUCGGCAAGCUUAACGACCUCUUCAAGGAGGCCGACUUGAACAAGGACAAUCACCUGCAGAUCGAGGAGUUCAGGUCGCUCAUCGACAACCAGGAGGGCCAGUACUUGGGCAAGCUGCUGAACAGAGUCGCCAACAAGAGCGUCGAGUUGGACACGGGUUUCCACUACAAGCACCUCGGAUCGUUCUGUUUCAUUGGCUCAGAGCACGCUGUUGCCGAGUUUGCAGAGGGGCUGGUGCUGGAGGGCUUUGGUGCGUGGUGGCUGUGGCGCUCGGUCUACCUCAGCAAGCAGUACAGCCUCCGAAACAAGCUCUACGUGGGCGUCAACUGGCUCAAGACCUGGAUCUUCGGCCGCGACAUCACCAGGGCCUAA
Molecule: messenger RNA, 1443 nt
Organism: Acanthamoeba castellanii str. Neff
Lineage: Eukaryota; Discosea; Longamoebia; Acanthamoebidae
Product: NADH dehydrogenase, extrinsic, putative
Exons: 14
Coding region: 1-1443 (480 amino acids)
Molecular function (GO): NADH dehydrogenase activity; calcium ion binding
Source: RefSeq, a predicted model, not a curated record